Messenger RNA from Echinostoma caproni, 432 nucleotides. The record is from the annotation of a GenBank genome assembly. NCBI's taxonomy places the organism in Eukaryota, Metazoa, Platyhelminthes, Trematoda, Plagiorchiida, Echinostomatidae.
AUGGAGAUUCCUGUCAUUGAACCAUUGAACCUGCACGGAAGCUUAUCAGAAAUCGAAGAGUGGGUAGAACGUUUCGAAUUAUGGUGCAGCAUCCGGAAAGGAGGAAUGCAAAAUCAGUCGGUCCUAUUUUUGAUGUUGGGUGGCCGAGAGCUGUUUUCCCUGGUGAAGAAUCUAUCGUUCCCGAAUGUUCCUGCUGAAUUGCCGUUCGAGAAGUUGAAAUCCCUCUUACUGGACCACAUUCUCCCAGUGAAUUUUCAGGCCACUGAAUGGGCCAAAUUCAACUCAGUGAUCAGAGCUGCCAACAAGCCGCGCCGUGAAUUCGUUCUCCAGCUGAACAAACAGGAGUCAAAUUGCAACUACGGUGACACAUUUGAAGAACUACUUUGGGACCGUCUCAUUGCUGGAAUCAAAAACACCUCAUUACAACGUUAG